UGCGCGGAGCCGUAUGUCCGCGACGUGGACGGGGGACACGCGCGAAAACAAAAGGGGGGUGUGGGGUCUCCACGACCCUUUGCCGUCCAGAAGGCGCAAGGGGAUUGUGACCGAGACCUGGCCACACUAGCUCGCCCUACGCAGCCCCUUGGGAAACGGGCCUGGAAUUCCUGUUGGGAGGAGGGUGGGGGAAGGGGAGCCAGCAGGGAUUCCCGAGUUUCUGCCAUCGGCCGGCCUUUGGCCAUCAGCAUGGAGAAUUCGUGCUGUGACCUUACCAGUGGAGGAAAUGACCCCCGAACGCUGGCGUGUACUUCCUUGGUGAAGGGGACACAUUCAUUUAUUAAUCCAGUAGCCAUUAAGGUUCCCCUGCCGGGCGGGGUGUCGAGCCUGGGUGGGGGAGGGGGUUGUGGCUGGCGAGGACACAAAGAUGACUGCCCUAGAGGAGCUCAGAGCCUCACGCGUGUUUUCUCUCCCCUCCCCGCAGGUAAGGCUGGCCUCUCUGCGCUCAGAGGUCUGAGCUCUGCCAUGGGGGUAGGGGUGUCUUUACUGCUGCAGUUUUCUCUGACAUCUGGGGGCUACCAGAGUGUGGGCCGAAGCAGGCGCUACAGCCGCAGAAGUAUCCCCAGGAACAUCCCCCGGAGGAGCUGGAAAAAGCCUCAUCUCCAGCUCUACGGUCUGCAGGCAGAGGAAGAACCCAUGCUGGAACGUCGCUGCAGGGGCCCCCUGGCCAUGGGCCCAGCCCAGCCCAGGCUCUCUGGGCCCUCCCAGAAGUUGCCCCCGACCCUGGAGAAGGAGCCCCGCGGGCUGAGGUUACAAGGCACUUCCGUGGCCCAGUCGGGCAGCCAAGCCCCGGGCAGGGCCCAUCGCUGUGCCCACUGUCGAAGGCACUUCCCCGGCUGGGUGGCCCUGUGGCUUCAUGCCCGACACUGCCAGGCCCGCCUGCCCCUGCCCUGUCCUGAAUGCGGCCGGCGCUUCCGGCACGCCCCCUUCUUGGCGCUGCACUGCCAGGUCCAUGCCGCCGCCACCCCAGAUCUGGGCUUCGCCUGCCACCUCUGCAGGCAGAGCUUCCGAGGUUGGGUGGCCCUGGUUCUGCAUCUGCGAGCCCACUCGGCCGCAAAGCGGCCCAUCGCCUGUCCUGAAUGUGAGAGACGCUUCUGGCGACAAAAGCAGCUUCGAGCUCACGCGCGGAGGUGCCACCCCCCAGCCCCGGAGGCCCGGCCCUUCAUAUGUGGCAACUGUGGCCGCAGCUUUGCCCAGUGGGACCAGCUAGUUGCUCACAAGCGGGUUCACGUAGCCGAGGCCCUGGAGGAGGCAGCAGCCAAGGCUCUGGGGCCCCGGCCUAGGGGCCGCCCGGCCGUGACCGCCCCCCGGCCCGGUGGAGACGCGGUCGACCGCCCCUUCCAGUGUGCCUGCUGCGGCAAGCGCUUUCGGCACAAGCCCAACUUGAUCGCCCACCGCCGCGUGCACACGGGCGAGCGGCCCCACCAGUGCCCCGAAUGCGGGAAGCGCUUCACCAAUAAGCCCUACCUGACCUCACACCGGCGCAUCCACACUGGCGAGAAGCCCUACCCGUGCACGGAGUGCGGGCGCCGCUUCCGCCACAAACCCAACCUGCUGUCUCACAGCAAGAUCCACAAGCGGUCCGAAGGGUCCGCGCCGGGCGGCCCGGGCGCGGGGAGCCCCCAGCUUCCGGCCGGCCCGCAGGAGGCCUCGUCGGAGCCCCCCGCCGAGGCCCCGCUGAAACCCGCCCUCGAGCCGGCGCCCGAGGCCCCGGGAGCGCCCCCGCGGGCCCCGGCGGCCGCGCCCCCCUCGCUCUUCGGCUGCGAAGACUGUGGCCGCAGCUUCCGGCUGGAGCGCUUCCUGCGGGCCCACCAGCGGCAGCACACCGGGGAGCGGCCCUUCACCUGCGCCGAGUGCGGGAAGAACUUCGGCAAGAAGACGCACCUGGUGGCGCACUCCCGGGUGCACUCGGGCGAGCGGCCCUUCGCCUGCGAGGAGUGCGGGCGCCGCUUCUCCCAGGGCAGCCACCUGGCCGCCCACCGGCGCGACCAUGCCCCCGAGCGGCCCUUCGUCUGCCCGGACUGCGGCAAGGCUUUCCGCCACAAGCCCUACCUGGCGGCCCACCGGCGCAUCCACACCGGCGAGAAGCCCUACGUCUGCCCGGACUGCGGCAAAGCCUUCAGCCAGAAGUCCAACCUGGUGUCCCAUCGGCGCAUCCACACGGGCGAGCGCCCCUACGCCUGCCCCGACUGCGACCGGAGCUUCAGCCAGAAGUCCAAUCUCAUCACCCACCGCAAGAGCCACAUCCGGGACGGCGCCUUCUGCUGCGCCAUCUGCGGCCAGACCUUUGACGACGAGGAGAAGCUCCUGGCCCAUCAGAAGAAGCAUGAUGUCUGAGAGGGCAGGGGCUGCGGAGGCUGAGGGCGAGGGGGCCCCGGGAGCCCUUCACAGGGGAGCGUUGCCGUGGGCCUGGGCCGUCGGGGGGCCCCUAGGUUGCUGCUGGUGUAGGCGAGGGGUGGGAGAGGCAGCCAGUGAGCUGGGGGCCCUGGUAGAGAGGGAGGUCUGGCCCCCCUGCGGCCGGGGAGGCCACUGUCCGGGGCACAGGGACCCUGGCCUCCAGCUGGUGUUUGCUAAGGUUCUGUCCUGACUGUCCUGUGCCCUGGAAAAGUAGCAAUAGCAGCUCCACUUACCCCUUAGAGCCCUCUGGCUGGAGGGGCCACCAGGGGGCAGGAAGAAGACCCUUCCCCUCUGGUGUUAACGCCUUAAUGUCCUUGUCCUUUAUUAUGAAUUCCUUCCGCUGGGUUUUUUUUUUUUUUUUUUUUUUUUUUUUGGAAGUAGGUGUGGUACAGUCCUUAGUAAAUGAGCACUUGGGAGGAAAAGUGGACCAGCUGGAUACACCUGGGAGAACCUGCUGGCCUUGUUAGGCAGCACCUGGGCCUUUUCCAGCACUGAGAGGUGAGGCCGUGCUGCUGUAACCUGUCCCACCCUGUCCCCUUCCUCCUGCCCCUGCAUAGGCACCUGGACUGAGAGAGACCCAUCUGCUGUUAGCACUCAGCUCCACCCUGUCCCUCCCCACCGUCAACACCCCGCCCUCCCGGCGCUCUGAGCGUCCCCUGACUGUCAGCAGCCCUGUGUCCAGGCUUUUGUCUGAACACCCCAACCCUCCCCUCCUUCCGGAACUCAACAUGGUGGAAAGGACUGCCCCACCGAUAAUGUUGGGUCAGCCGGCAGGAAGAUAGGGGCGAGGUUCCUUUCCAGCCUUUCUAGGGCACGGAUGCCCAGUCUCGGCUUGAACACUUAGGUGACGGGUAGUCCCCACCUCCUGAGGCCCUGGUCCUAUUGUAGGAUAAUUCUAAUUGUUAGAAAUUCUCCCUUAGAAUGAAUGGAAUCUGCUUUCCUGUAAUUUCUACCUACUGGGGCUCCUUCUGUUCUCUGGAAUGAAACGGAACAACCACUUACCCUCCUUUUCAAACUAGAGAAUAAAGAUUUGGUUUUAGA
Molecule: messenger RNA, 3498 nt
Organism: Lynx canadensis (Canada lynx)
Lineage: Eukaryota; Metazoa; Chordata; Mammalia; Carnivora; Felidae
Gene: REPIN1
Product: replication initiator 1
Exons: 2
Coding region: 250-2397 (715 amino acids)
Biological process (GO): regulation of transcription by RNA polymerase II
Molecular function (GO): DNA-binding transcription factor activity; RNA polymerase II cis-regulatory region sequence-specific DNA binding
Source: RefSeq, a predicted model, not a curated record